AGGGCACAACAGAAACCUAUUUAAGGUGAGUUGUGUAAUAUUCUAAAUUGGAGUUAUCUUCUCCAUAACAGCAAGGCAGUUGAGUCAAAACUAAAACUAAAAAUACUCGAAAAUUAAAAGACAGAAAAAAAAGGAAGAAAACCUAUGUUACACCGUCAAUGACGAUCUACAGAUCCUUGAGAAGCUUAAUCACUAGAAAUCCUGCAAAGAGCAAGGCUUUCCACACUUGUACGACAGCCGCCACCGCCACUGCCGCCGCUGUAAUUCCAUACCAAUCUUCUCCUGUCUUCCAUAGUCGGUUGUCGUCAUAUCCUUUUCUCUCAAAAUGGGUUGCUCCGUUUCAAGGUCCUCUCUUCCUAUCUUCUCCUCCGUGGAAGCUCUCGCAGUCCGCCACUCCUCUGUGGGGCAAUGGUAUCGUUUUCAGGAGGGUACAGGCUCUGAACCUUGAUUUGAUCAUGGGACGGACAGGAUUCCCGGCCAAGAUAGAAUUCGGGUUGGUGGUUUCGAACCAUGGAGUUUUGGGUGGAGUAUUGGCCAAGGAAGAGGGCGUUCGUGCGAGAGAGGGGUUUGUGGAGAGCUUCGUUAAUUUGCCGAAUUUGAUUUCAAUUAGUCGAUUGGUUUCUGGCCCUUUUCUGGGAUGGAUGAUCACAAAUGAGAUGUAUUCUUCUGCAUUUGUGGGGUUGGUUCUCUCUGGGGCAACAGACUGGAGUAGCUAGAUGGAUAUACAGCUAGAAAGAUGAAAAUCAAUUAUGUGGUCGGUUCCUAUCUUGAUCCUCUUGCUGACAAGGUUCUUAUUGGAUGUGUUGCUUUGGCAAUGGUUCAUAACAAUCUUUUGCAUUGUAAGUAUCCUGGCUUUCUGCAGGUUUUCUGCUACUGGUUACUAGUAAAUCGAUAAGCAAACAACUUCACUCACUCGUACUCUAUUGCUCAGCAGGCAAUUCUGGUCUUCUAAUACCAUUUACUGUUGAUUAAUUAUUAUAGAGGUUUUCCUUGUACCUGUCAGAAUAGUGUGUUUUGCCAUUGUAUUGUGUACAGAAUCUCUAGUGCUGUCUAGCUUUGAAUUUUUGCCUCUGACUCUCAGGGUUCUAAAUCUUUUAAAUGUUCUUCAACUGUGCUGCUAGAGUUAUGUGUACAUAUAUCUCCCAUCUGUAUUUUGUCUGGGGGUUGGGCUUCAUAUUGGGGGUUAUGACAGGUAUAACCGUAUAAACUACACAUGCGUAAGACACCAUUCUAAUUCAGUUUUCUCUGUUGUAAAGCUGGACUUGUUGGAAUCAUUGUAUUACGAGAUAUUGCUCUUAUUGGGGGUGCAGCAUACCUGAGAGCCAGUAGCUUGGGUUGGCAGUGGAGAAGUUGGUUUGAUUUCAUUAAUCUUGAUGGAACUCAUCCGCAGAAGGUUGAGCCUCUCUUUAUUAGCAAGGUUAACACUGUUUUUCAGUUGGCUUUGGUCGCGGCAGCUCUCCUUCAGCCAGAAUUUGGAACACCAGAAACCCAAUCAUACAUAACAUACUUAAGUUGGUUAGUAGCUACAACAACAGUUGCUUCUACAUUUGCAUAUGGAGCCCAAAACAUGAGGAGACUUGCCUCUAUCACAAGAAAAUCCUAGCUUAAGCUUCUGAGUACAGUACUUUUUAACAACUAAUGGAUGCCCUCAAGUUUCAGGGAAAUUUCAGAUUCCCUUGCAGGGAGCAGUCAUAGCUUUUGCAGUGGGAAAAUAUAUUUAAGAUUGAUUUGCACGCAGUAGAGAAUGGCAUUGAGCUUUCCCAAGUUCAUCUUACUGGACUGCCAAAGGUAAAUGAUCUAGAGGCAUUGUCAUUUGUAUCCGGAUUGAAUGUACAUAUUCACGUGGCUGUGAAAUGGCAACGGAAGGAAAAUGAUCACCAUAGAAGGCAGACAAUUUUGUAAACAGGC
Rubroshorea leprosula is the source of this 1908-nucleotide messenger RNA. Lineage: Eukaryota; Viridiplantae; Streptophyta; Magnoliopsida; Malvales; Dipterocarpaceae. The record is from the annotation of a GenBank genome assembly.